This is a messenger RNA of Astrephomene gubernaculifera, 1241 nucleotides long. The record is from the annotation of a GenBank genome assembly. NCBI's taxonomy places the organism in Eukaryota, Viridiplantae, Chlorophyta, Chlorophyceae, Chlamydomonadales, Astrephomenaceae.
CAUACGUAACUGCACAACAUAUAAUUAUCUGUAUACUUUUGGUGCUACUUAAACUUGUUACGAACGGAAGCUGUUGUUUGCUGUGUACCCAGUAGGUUUGCGUUUCACAGCCAGUUGUCUCGUUGAAGUAGCUGCAUAAUAUCAUCGAGGUUCCCUGGCGACGAUGCCGCGGAAGCGGAAAGCUCAGCAGGCCCUCGCAGCAAUUGCUGAAGAGGCAGAAGCGCCGAGCAACCAAAAAGGCGACGAGCGCAGUACCUCAGAAAGCCAGAUAGAAAAGCUAAUAGAAGAAUGCAAGGAGCAAGUUAAGGCCAAGGCGAACAGCCAAAUCGCUUUUGCACGUCAGGAGGUGCAACACCUGCGUACGGACGGCGAAGUUGCCCUCCUCAAAAUUCCAAAGCAGGUCCGCCAGAUGUCUGCAGCAGGCUUCUUCCGGUUAAGCCCUGAGGAGGCAAACGCUACCUUCCUUGGCGAUAUAAUCGGGCGGCUGGAGCUGUUGCAGCAGGAGCCCAACGCUGUACCGCAGGCUGCUGCCCAAGUGCUUGCAGUCGUCGCCAGCAAUGCAGCAUCAGCAGCAGCAGUGGAACGCGAACCUCAGGCAGCGCAGAGCGACCAGCAGCAGCAUGGACAAGAGGCUGACGCUGCGGCAGCGGGUCCAAGUGCAGCCGCGGGUCCCUGCAGCUCUGCCCAAGCAGUAGCAGCGGUAGGCCUGAUGCCGCCGCCGCAGCCACCGCCAGCCCGCCAGGCGCUAGCACCGGUGAAUCCGCCGGCGCGUGCGCCCAUGCAGAAUGAAGUCGUCUACUCGGUCAAUGGUUCUCCCAUCUUCCUGGGCGCCGUACAAGCCAGUGCGGCGCCCGUCACAGGUGCGGUGAAGGGCGCGGCCUUCAACCUCACCGACGCCACCCCGGCUGUAGGCGCCAGCUGCGUCCCUGCCGCAGCCCCUCCGACAAUGGCGUUCACGGGACGCACCUUCAGACGAGCCACCGCGGCCCGAGGUCGCACAAAACAAGCCACGCGGGCAAUCACUGUGACGACGGAAGAUGGCAAGCAGUUUACCGUGGACGACGUCAUCGGUUUGGCGGCAGUGCCUGAGAAAUACCGCGUGGAGGUGCGGAAGCUGGUGGAGGCGGACUACCAGGACCUGGACGCGCUUAUGAAGUCGGUGGCGGCUAUCGAGGUCGGCACCACCAGCAGCGCCGCAGCCACGACAAGCAACGCACGCCCCACGAGGCGGCGGUGAGAGG